Plenodomus lingam JN3 is the source of this 1167-nucleotide messenger RNA. RefSeq lists its product as uncharacterized. The record is from RefSeq and is a predicted model, not a curated record. Gene Ontology annotation, biological process: regulation of transcription by RNA polymerase II; chromatin remodeling. Gene Ontology annotation, cellular component: Rpd3L-Expanded complex; nucleus. NCBI's taxonomy places the organism in Eukaryota, Fungi, Ascomycota, Dothideomycetes, Pleosporales, Leptosphaeriaceae. Gene Ontology annotation, molecular function: chromatin binding; transcription coactivator activity; protein binding.
AUGGCAAACUCGCCUUCCAAGACCCCCAUGAGCAAUCGUCUGCACAUCUCCUCGUUGCUCUCGCCCCCCGAGAUGAAGCGCACAGAAUCCUUCGACCCUGCCAUGGCUCCUGCCCGCUGGUCAGACUCCUUUGGCCGCCUGAGCUUUGACGAGGCCCCCAAGUCCACAGGCACACCCCCCUCCAAACGCGACGAUGCCUAUGCAUCCCCGCCCAUCUCUCCCGAACAUCUCUUGCUAUCCAAGAAGAACAUGGCGCACCCAGAAGACGACCAAGGCAGCCUGGACCCGCCCCUCUUCGCCUCUGCCGAUGCCCCUGUUGCCGAAAUGCCGCUCUUUCCCCGCGACUCCGUCGAGCCGGCUGCUCGCGACACAAUCACCGCCCACAUGACAUCGCACGAGUAUGCCAAGCUACAAGAAAAGCCCUCUCGCGCCGACUACGAAUUGGCCAUCUCCUUCCAGUCCAACGUGUUCAAGACGGCAGCCAAAGACCCCGCCCGCUGGUGGAAGCAGGAGCGUGCAUUCGACCAGUACUAUGGUCGCCCGACCGGUGUGCAGAAGAAGAAGCAGCAGCAGCAGCAGCAGCAGUCGGCGUUGAAGAAGCUUGCGCCUGCGCCAUCGAUGCCUGUCCGUAAGAACAAGGUCGCCAUUCCACGGACCCCCCAGAGCGCACCAGCCCAGCGCACCCCCCGCGCGGCCACAAAGGCCAAGCGCAGCCCGCUGAGUCAGACUCGAGACUCGUUCGACUCAUCACCCAUGUCGGAAUCAUCCUCCAAACCUGCUAGACAGGCGACUACGCGCGAUGAUACCGACUAUGCUAGCCUCUGUGACUACGCACCGCCCCUCUCCACGCUUCCCAACAACAACAAGUGCCUCAAGGCGGAGUGGAAGGGCUCAGUGCUCGAUCUGUCCAAUGACCCUGACCGCCACAGGCUCCACGAGGCUGAGCUCGUCCUCGCCUCCACUCUGCGCCUCACUUGCGCAACCUACCUCUGCAGCAAGCGCCGGCUCUUCAUUGGUCGCGUAGAGGCGUUGAGAAAGGGCAAGGAGUUUCGCAAGACGGAUGCGCAGCAGGCUUGCAAGAUUGACGUCAACAAGGCCAGCAAGCUGUGGUCGUCUUACGAAAAGGUUGGCUGGUUCAACCCAGACUACUUUCGCCAAUACCUUUGA